Messenger RNA from Esox lucius (northern pike), 1402 nucleotides. It is a transcript of the gene alad, whose product is annotated as aminolevulinate dehydratase. Gene Ontology annotation, biological process: heme biosynthetic process. The coding region runs from base 93 to 1082 and encodes 329 amino acids. The transcript is spliced from 12 exons. Gene Ontology annotation, cellular component: cytosol. NCBI's taxonomy places the organism in Eukaryota, Metazoa, Chordata, Actinopteri, Esociformes, Esocidae. Gene Ontology annotation, molecular function: zinc ion binding; porphobilinogen synthase activity. The record is from RefSeq and is a predicted model, not a curated record.
CAGAAUGUGUACGGUGGCUGGUAAGAUAAUGUUUUGAGUGCAAUCGCCAGCGAAGGAACGCGGACGGAAGUAGUCUAUCUGAAAGGGUCAAGAUGCAGCCAGAGUCUCUCCUUCACAGUGGUUAUUUCCAUCCAACACUCAGAUACUGGCAGACCUGUGCCUCCGACUUGAGACCUGAGAACCUCAUCUACCCUAUUUUUGUCACUGACAGUCCUGAUGCUGUGGAGCCAAUUGCUAGCCUACCACGCCAGGCCAGGUAUGGAGUCAAUAAACUGGAAGGCAUGCUACGACCCCUUGUAGAAAACGGCUUGAAGUGUGUACUGAUUUUUGGAGUGCCUGCAAAAAUUGCUAAGGAUGAGAGGGGUUCGGGUGCAGACACAGACGAUACUCCGGCAGUGUUAGCUGUCAAGAAGAUAAAGUCUCUUUUUCCCGGCUUGCUGAUGGCCUGUGAUGUCUGUCUUUGCCCCUACACCUCCCAUGGACACUGUGGAAUCUUGCAGGAGGACGGGACUCUGGACAAUGGUGCUAGUUGCCAGCGUCUGGCUGAAGUGGCACUGGCCUACGCCCGCGCUGGCUGUCACAUUAUUGCACCUUCUGAUAUGAUGGAUGGGCGAGUGGGAGCCAUCAAACAGUCACUAAUGUCCAAUGAAAUGGGAAACAAGGUGUCGGUGCUCAGCUACAGUGCCAAAUUUGCUUCCUGUUAUUAUGGUCCAUUUAGGGAUGCAGCACAGUCCAAGCCAGCAUUUGGAGACAGACGUUGUUAUCAGCUGCCCCCUGGUGCAAGGGGCCUGGCACUGCGAGCAGUGGACAGGGAUGUGAAGGAGGGGGCAGAUAUGCUGAUGGUGAAACCAGGACUGCCCUAUCUGGACAUUGUGAGGGAGGUUAAAGACAAGCACCCAACACACCCAUUGGCGGUGUAUAACGUGUCGGGGGAGUUUGCAAUGUUAUGGCAUGCGGCCCAGGCUGGAGCCUUUGACUUGCGCACUGCUGUACUGGAGUCUAUGACUGCCUUCCGCAGGGCAGGGGCUGACAUCAUCAUCACCUACUACACUCCUGAACUUCUCAAUUGGCUGAAAGAGUAACUGGAUGGACCUACGAAUAGGCAUAGAGAUGGAUCUUGUGGUCAAUUCCUUUUUACCUAACAAGGCUGAGCUACACUGACCAGUCCCUCCAGGACUCUGCUGAGAUUGUUUGUGAUAUCAAGGGGGAAAAAGGCAGUGUUUUCUGCAGCAAUUAUAUUUUGCAUGGCUCAAAUGUGCCUACAGGGUAAAAUGUUUGAUUCAUAGAAAAUGCAACCCCUCUUUGUAGUUCUUCUACUUCAGUAUGUCAGUUUUAUGCAAUAAAAUUGUGAUUUUUAUGGACAAAUGAAAUGAGCAGGAAAUCAAUAAAUGAGGUUAAUAUA